CCUCUGGCUGCACACAGGGGAUUUCUGACUGCACCUGCACUCACAACGCUGUGUCUACAUGUCUGUGUACAGAUAGUGCUGAGGGUGUGUCUGAUAUUGACACAGUGCUGGACGGCCUGAGAGGCAGAGUGACACGGAUGCCAAAGCACUUUGUUUUGCCUCUUUUCAAAGAUCUGCUUAAACACACACCCAAUGAGUGGAUGACCAAAAUAAAUGUCAAUGAAGGAAUCAUAUUUCACAGUCAACUCCAGCCCUACAGGUCUAAGUACAGGGAAGAAGAAGAAUACUGCAUUCUUCACCACAUCCAGAAUGGCUCAUACGGUGAUGUGUUCUGCGUACGGGACAAAAGGACCGGAUUUGAGUGUGCAGCGAAGAGGAUCCCAUUGAGUCACUUCAGCAGUGAGGAGGUGAGCACGUGGAGCACUCUGAACUCUCCUCGUGUAGUGGAGCUCUUUGGGGCUGUGAGGGAGGGGCCGAACAUCCUCCUCUUCAUGGACUUGAAGCCAGGCUGUUUGGCCCAGCUACUUAAAGAGAAAGGCACCCUACCUGAAGAUUUAGCACUGCACUACCUCCGUCAGAUACUGGGCGCACUAGACCACCUGCACCACAGACAUGUCGUUCACCUGGAUGUCAAAGUUGAUAAUGUGCUGUUGUCCACGGACUGCAGAAACACAUUCCUCUGUGACUUUGGUCUCUCUGAGACAUUAGAUGGCAAUGGACAGAGCACCAAGGCAUUCAAGGGGUCUGGCUUUGCUGGCACAGAGACCCACAUGGCCCCCGAGGUGGCACGGGGGGAGCAGCGCUGUGCCAAGGCGGAUGUGUGGAGCAGCUGCUGCAUGCUACUGCACAUGCUCAAUGGAUGCCACCCCUGGAUACGCUAUUACUCCCAUCCACUGUGUCUCAAGAUUGUCAAUGAGCCUCCACCGCUAUGGGAGGUGCCUUCCAACUGUAAUCAUUUCACUGCCAAAGUGUUCAGGGCUGGCCUCCAGAAAGACCCUGACAGACGAGCUUCAGCCAGGGAGCUCAGGAUGAAGACCACCAAGGCCCUCAGAGCAGUUGGAGGUCUCAGUCGCUGGUCCAUCAAAGCUGCCUUGGAGAAAGUGGAUCAUGACAUCAACACGAAUGGAGACACACCCUGCACUCUGUCACCUGGGAUUCCCUUGACCCCAGCUAAGCCAGCCACUGCCGUCUCUGCCCCCACAAUGCACUGGGUGAGCCCUUGGAGAACGAGGGCGAUGGAUGAAGACAGCAGUGACCUGGAGGAGGGUGUUUCAGAAUUAGACUCUGAGGAGGAGACGGACUCCCUGACUAAGGAAUGGGAAUCCCAGCCAAAAUCCUUGCGGCAAUAUUACGUCGCAGAUGACAAAGACUGGGAAACAGGGUCAGACUCUGAGGUGGAUAUUUACAUGGGAGAGGAGGAAUAUUCUCAGAAAAGGGGAGCAUGGCCAAAAAAUGACAGGGCCUACGAGGGGGACUGGGAGGAAGAGGAGGAAGAACAAGAGGGAGGAGAGGAGGAGGAAGAGGAGUGUGACUCUUCCUCGCUCACAGAAUAUUUCCAUGCUCUCAAAGUCCAUUUCCCUUUGCUGCGUAAAGGCCAACAGACAACUGGCCACUCAUGGGGAUCCGAACCAGAGCUGGAAUACCUCAGAGACGGUGUAUCUACAGGCAACAUGAUCCAGAGUCCAUCCCCGGAGCCCAGAGAUCACCCUCCGUCCUGCUUCAGCUGCUCAGACACGUCCCAGAUAGAGGCCUCAGACAGGGACUCUGAUCGUUCAUCGGAUGAUCUCAGCUCUGGAGUUUUCUCCUCCUACAACAGCCAGAUAGAUGGCCAUCUAGAGUGGUUGGUCUCAGCAAAUCAGCCAUCCUCGUACUGCCUCGAAGGUGUCGACAUCUGGAUUGAGAACAUCCACGGAGAGUGCCUGAGGAUUCGUGAACGCCGGCAGGUUAAAGUGGGCCAUGUUGCGAUAGGAAUUAGUGAUCAGAUCUUAGUAAAAGCCUUCAGUUUGGAGACCCUGGACAGGAAGAUGGUGCCCUUCCAGCAAAAGAUCCAGGAGUCUGGCCUCUGGCUCCGCUGUGUCCCUGCUCCCGACCACUGCCAGCGCUGGAGCUGGAGGAUCAAGGAUGGCAAGCUGGAGCUCAGGGAAUGAGACGGAUAUAUAUUUUUCUUCUUUUUCUUUUUUUUUUUUUUUUUGCACUAACGUAAGCAUUGGAUUUCCCUUUUGCUCUUUGUGCCAAGACUGUGUUGACAGAAAAAUGCUUACAUGUUUAUUCUUAAGAUGUUGACAUGAUUGAGUUUCAUAAGUAAAUGCUGGAAUGCAAAUGAUUUGGGUGGGAAUCUGAGGUAUAGGCUAAGUCAGUUGCAUCUGCAUGUACUUAUGUCAUUGUGGUGAUUUUACUGCACUUUUUUUUAUUACCUGCUUUAAGUUGCAUAUUCAGAUCCAUGUGCAAUUUUCAUUUGAGGAGGUAAUUCAAUUUGUCCAAUUCUCCCUCUAUAACCUGGAAAAUAGUGCUGGCAUGUUGCCUGGUUUUAAAAAGGGUUUAUGAAGCUGUUUAAAAUAUGUGAUUGACUGCCAAAAAUAUAAGCUCUCAAGGUAAAAUUACUUGAAAAUAUUGACAUUUUAUAUCGCAAUAAAUGUAUAAGACCUCAUAAGGAAA
Myripristis murdjan (pinecone soldierfish) is the source of this 2655-nucleotide messenger RNA. It is a transcript of the gene map3k14b, whose product is annotated as mitogen-activated protein kinase kinase kinase 14b. Gene Ontology annotation, biological process: canonical NF-kappaB signal transduction; protein phosphorylation. Gene Ontology annotation, molecular function: protein kinase activity; ATP binding. Lineage: Eukaryota; Metazoa; Chordata; Actinopteri; Holocentriformes; Holocentridae. The coding region runs from base 138 to 2147 and encodes 669 amino acids. The record is from RefSeq and is a predicted model, not a curated record. The transcript has 12 exons.